Messenger RNA from Metarhizium robertsii ARSEF 23, 1560 nucleotides. RefSeq names its product acetolactate synthase. The coding region runs from base 1 to 1560 and encodes 519 amino acids. Gene Ontology annotation, biological process: L-valine biosynthetic process. The transcript has 4 exons. Gene Ontology annotation, molecular function: magnesium ion binding; acetolactate synthase activity; thiamine pyrophosphate binding. The record is from RefSeq and is a predicted model, not a curated record. Lineage: Eukaryota; Fungi; Ascomycota; Sordariomycetes; Hypocreales; Clavicipitaceae. Gene Ontology annotation, cellular component: acetolactate synthase complex; mitochondrion.
AUGCCUGUACAAGAGCUGCAACCACAUGGCGAUCCUAGCUCCGGACUGGACGCGUUUCAAGAGUGCGAUACUGUGGGAAUCAGCAGGAGUGCGUGCAAGUGGAAUUGCAUGGUUACAAGCAUUGCUGAGCUCCCGCGUCGAAUUAACGAGGCUUUCGAGAUUGCUACCAGUGGUCGUCCUGGCCCUGUUCUCAUUGACCUUCCUAAGGAUAUUACAGCUGGGAUUCUUCGAAAGGCUAUACCAACACAAACUUGCCUACCCUCUUUUCCAAGCAUCGCUUCUCAGGCUGCCAAACGACUAAUGGAGAAGCAACUUAAUACCUCCCUUGCUCAUGCUGCUGAGCUUAUCAAAGUAGCUAAGCAGCCUAUCAUUUACGCUGGCCAAGGCAUCAUCCAGUCUAAAGGCGGAACUGAGCUUCUUCGCGAGCUAGCUGAUAAGUGUUCUAUUCCUGUUACAACAACUCUCCAGGGCCUUGGUGCAUUUGAUGAGCGUGACGAGAAGUCAUUACACAUGUUGGGUAUGCAUGGCAUGGCAUAUGCCAAUAUGUCUAUGCAGGAGGCCGAUCUUAUUAUUGCUCUUGGUGCUCGCUUUUAUGACCGUGUUGUCCUCAAUGCUUCAAAAUUUGCUCCUAAUGCUAAACCUGCAGCAGCUAAGAAGCGAGGCGGUAUUAUUCAUUUUGACAUAUUGCCUAAGAACAUCAACAAGGUCAUUCAAGCAACUGAGGCUAUUGAGGGCGAUGUUGCCACUAACCUUAAGAUGCUUAUACCUAUGCUUACACCUAUAAGUAUGGAGCAACGAAGCGAAUGGUUUAACAAGAUAUCCGAAUGGAAGGCAAAGUGGCCUCUAUCCAACUAUGAGCACGCUGACUCUCCUGGAGGCAACGGUCUCAUUAAACCCCAGUCCGUAAUUGAGGAGCUGAGCGAUCUCACCUCUAAAAUUGAUAAGAAAACAAUCAUCUCGACUGGAGUGGGCCAGCAUGUGACAAAUGUGGGUAGCAAAGCACUACAUAUGUACACGUGGAGAGAGCCUCGAUCGUUUGUCACGAGCGGUGGACUAGGCACCAUGGGCUUUGGGCUGCCAAGUGCGAUUGGAAUUGCAGUAGCGAGACCAGACGCCCUCGUGAUCGACAUUAACGGCGAUGCGUCCUUUAACAUGACCCUAGCAGAGCUCUCCACCGCUGCUCAAUUUAACAUUGGCGUUAAGGUUAUUGUUCUGAAUAACGAGGAGCAAGGCAUGGUUACCCAACGGCAGAACCUGUUCUAUGAGGAUCGCUAUGCACAUACCCACCAGCGGAAUCCGGACUUUGUCAAGUUAGCCGACGCAAUGGGUGUGCAGACGAGGAAGGUGUCCAAGCCAGAGGACGUUCGGGCUAGCCUUGAGUGGAUCAUCAACACAGACGGUCCAGCUCUUCUCGAGGUUGUUACCGAUAAGAAGGUGCCUGUCCUGCCUAUGGUACCAGCAGGUGCUGGCCUCCACGAGUUCUUGGUUUAUGAUAGAGAAAAGGACAAGGCCCGGCGACAGCUAAUGCGCGAGCGAACCAGCGGUCUUUACGGCUCUUAG